Messenger RNA from Funneliformis mosseae, 156 nucleotides. The record is from the annotation of a GenBank genome assembly. Lineage: Eukaryota; Fungi; Glomeromycota; Glomeromycetes; Glomerales; Glomeraceae.
AUGAGUAUACAAACUUUCUCGAGACUUUUGCCUAUAUUUAUGAAUACUGGAACUUUCUUAGAAUAUAAAACUUAUGGAACAACAAUAAAGAUUCUUUUGACGUGUGGGCUGGUUAAGAACGCGAAGGGUCAGAAAGAAGGGUUGGAUAUGAACGAG